CCUGCGACGCGACGUCAGCGUUAGCUUUAAUCUACUGCGCCGGCGUCGAGCGUAGGCCGGAGCAAGAUGGCGGCCCCGCGCAGGCAAUAUGGGCUCAUUUUGCCUAAGAAAACACAGCAAUUGCAGAAGCCUAUUUUGCAGAAGCCAUCAGUGUUUGACAAUGACUCUGACGAGGAGACCUCCGUGAGUGACUGCCUUCAGAAAGAAGCCUUCAAAAAGCAAGUGAUGAAGCAGACUAAACUUGAAAUUCAGAAGGCCCUAGCAGAAGAUGCCACUGUGUAUGAAUAUGACAGUAUUUAUGAUGAUAUGCAACGGAAGAAGGAGGAAAGUAAUCCUAAAUUGCUUUCAGUAAAAGACAGAAAGCCCAAGUACAUUCACAGCCUAUUAAAAGCAGUAGAGAUAAGAAAAAAGGAGCAAGAGAAAAGAAUGGAGAAGAAAAUUCAGCGAGAACGAGAAAUGGAGAAAGGAGAAUUUGAUGAUAAAGAGGCAUUUGUGACAUCUGCUUACAAGAAGAAACUCGAGGAAAGAGCUGAAGAGGCAGAAAGAGAGAGAAGAGCCGCUGCCCUGGAGGCUCGACUGGAUGUAACCAAGCAGAAGGAUCUCAGUGGAUUUUAUAGGCACCUUUUAAAUCAAACAGUUGGAGAAGAGGAAGUCCCUAAAUGCAGCCUUCGGGAGGGCAGCUCUAGGAUAAAGGAGGAGAAGCCGCGGGGUUAUUCUGAUGAACAGAAUCCAGACAGUGGAGUCCGAGAUAAUAGAGCCAGGCCCGAAACCAGAGUGAAGGAAGAGGAAAAUCCGGAUGCCGACAGCGACCUGGAGGAGGAGAGCAGUGAGGAGGAGGGGAGUAGGGCCGGCCGGGGCCGCCGGCAUUCCAGCUCCUCAGGGGAGGACCGGGGGCCCAGCAACAGGAGCUGCAGGGCCGGGGGCAGCGACCCAGCAGGGGGAGACCGCGCAGUCCGACGUCGGGACCAACGUUCCCCUGACAGCUCUCGCCAGAAAGAAAAAGCCGAGAAGUACAAGCCCAGGGAGGAUAGCGGUAAAGACCAUGUCCGGAAAAGGCGGGAACCGGAUGAGAGAGGCAGGGGAAAGGGAGAAGAGAGGAAAAGGACUGAGGCACGAGAGCAGAGGAGGGAGGAAGGGGGAGAGAAGCGGGCCCCCCGGGACCGAGAGCGAGAGCCAGCCCGGCGGAGAAAUAGUGGAGACCCGCAGGACAGUCCGGAGCGGGAGGGGGGCCGAGGCUGCGCAGAGGGCCAGGCAGACCGGCCAGAGAGAAGCAGGGACAAGGACCCGGGCCUUGGGCCUUUGGAGAGUGAGGGGAGCACGGGGCCUGGGGCGCGAAAUGGGCUGCCUCAGGGGGACGCAGAGGGGGCCUCCAAGCGUCAUCAGGAGGAGGGGGCAGAGAAGCCACGUGAGGCGUUGAGCAAAUUUGCAAAGCGCAGCAGCCAAGAGACAGUGAUGUCGGCCCGAGACCGGUACCUGGCCCGGCAGGUGGCCCGCUGCGCGGCCAAAAGCUACAUUGAGAAAGAAGAAGACUGAAGGUCCCAAGAGCAGCCCAGGAAAGGGAGGGUGUCUGUAUUUUUGGCAUUUGUCAGGUUAUAUAUAGUCCUCAGCUCACUGUAUUGUAAUGUAAAUAAAAAUGUCCUUGAUUUAAGUAAAAAA
This is a messenger RNA of Antechinus flavipes (yellow-footed antechinus), 1656 nucleotides long. It is a transcript of the gene NSRP1, whose product is annotated as nuclear speckle splicing regulatory protein 1. NCBI's taxonomy places the organism in Eukaryota, Metazoa, Chordata, Mammalia, Dasyuromorphia, Dasyuridae. Gene Ontology annotation, biological process: regulation of alternative mRNA splicing, via spliceosome. The transcript has 7 exons. Bases 67 to 1533 code for a protein of 488 amino acids. The record is from RefSeq and is a predicted model, not a curated record.